This is a messenger RNA of Dipodomys ordii (Ord's kangaroo rat), 1588 nucleotides long. It is a transcript of the gene Angpt4, whose product is annotated as angiopoietin 4. Lineage: Eukaryota; Metazoa; Chordata; Mammalia; Rodentia; Heteromyidae. The transcript has 9 exons. Gene Ontology annotation, molecular function: receptor tyrosine kinase binding. Bases 1 to 1500 code for a protein of 499 amino acids. The record is from RefSeq and is a predicted model, not a curated record. Gene Ontology annotation, biological process: signal transduction.
AUGCUCUUCCAGCCAGCCAUGCUGUUCGGUGGCCUCCUCCUGCUGGCCACCAUGACUGCCGCCCAGUGGAGGGGCCAGGAGGCCGGCCGGCGCCGCCAGACGCACCGCGUCCAGCAUGGACAGUGUAGCUACACCUUCGUGCUGCCUGAGCCUGAGCCCUGCCCGCUGGAGCCUGAGGCCUUUGGGGCCCCCAACAGCCUGCAGAGGGACCUGCCGGCCGCCGGGCUGCACUUGGGGGACUGGCAGGCCCGCCGGGUACGGCAGCUGGAGAAGAUGCUGGAGAACAACACGCAGUGGCUACAGAAGCUGGAGCGGUCCAUCCAGACAAGCCUGAGGUCCGAGCUGGCCCAAGCCCAGCAGCACGUAGUCCAGAACCAGACAGCCACCAUGCUGGAGCUGGGCACUAAUCUCCUGAACCAGACCACCGCCAAGACCCGCAAGCUGAGCGACGUCGAGGCCCAGGUCUUGAACCAGACAUCCCGCAUGGAGAUUCAGAUGCUGGAGACUUCGCUGUCCACCAACAAGCUGGAGAAGCAACUGCUACUCCAGGGCCACGAGCUGAACCGGCUACAGGGCCGAAAUAGUGCCCUGGAGACCAGGCUGCAGGCCCUGGAGACGCAGCAGCGGGUGGAGCUGGCCAGCCUCCGAGACCAGAGGGAGCGGCUUCGGCACCAGCUGGGCCUCCAGAGCGGAGCCCUCGCCGGCCUAGAGCGCAGCCUGCGUGCCCUGGGCGGCAAUGCCAGCUCCCUGCAGCGGGCACAGCGACAGCUCGUGGACUUCGUCCAGCGCCUGGUGCACGUGGCAGCCCAGGGCCAGGGCCGGGCCUCCGGGAGGGCACCUGAGCCUGUGUUCCAGGACUGCGCCGAGAUCCAGCGCUCCGGGGCCAACGCCAGUGGCGUCUACACCAUCCACAUGGCCAAUAUGUCAGAGCCCAGGAAGGUGUUCUGUGAGCUGGAAGCUAAUGGAGGCGGAUGGACCCUCAUCCAGCGCAGGGAGAAGGGCAGUGUGAGCUUCCAGCAGGGCUGGAAGGAGUACAAAGAGGGCUUUGGCGAUCCAGCCGGGGAGCACUGGCUGGGUAAUGAAGCGGUGCACCAGCUGACCAGCAGGGCGGCCUAUUCGCUGCGGGUGGAGCUGCAGGACUGGGAAGGCCAGGAGACCUACGCCCAAUAUGAGCGCUUCCAGCUGGGCAGUGAAGGGCAGAUGUACAGGCUUUCUCUGAGUGGAUACAGCGGCUCGGCGGGGGACCAGAGCAGCCUGCCCAUGAAGGGCGCCAACUUCAGCACCCGGGAUGCGGACAACGACGAGUGCUUCUGCAAGUGUGCCCAGAUGAUGUCCGGAGGGUGGUGGUUUGUUGCCUGCGGCCUCUCCAACCUCAAUGGCAUCUACUACCCGUCCGGCUACCACUUGCGCAAACUCAACGGCAUCCGCUGGCACUACUUCCGCGGGCCCAGCUACUCACUCCGCGCCACGCGCAUGAUGGUGCGGCCGGUGGGCGGCUAGCUGGGCAGCACACGGGGGCCCCUCACCCGGAUCCCUGGGACAGCCCGGCCACAGCAUGGGACACGGCGCCUGGGGCUAGGCCUCCACA